AUGGUGCUGGAGAACCUCCCGCGUCCUGCUAAUACCGGAAUCACGCCAGUUACACAAUCCAAGACUCCGCGGCCCACUGUGGUUCGGAAGAAGUUUGCCAAACCGCCAGUCAAAGUAGCUUGCCUGACAUGUCGUGCAUCGAGGACGCGCUGCGAUGGUCAAGAACCAUGCUCCAACUGUCUUAGCAAGAAGAAGAAAUGCUCGUACCUGCCCAGUAGAAGAGGCGGUCCGAGGAAGAAGAAAAAGAGCUCGUCUCCUCCGGAUUCAAGUACCCGGCAGGAUGAUUCCCAAGACUCUACCCUCACACCAGCCUCUGGCUUUAAUGACUCCUCGGCGAUCUUUGGUCAGAUUGAUGUACUCUCCUUGCCAGGAGCUGGGCUGAGAGCGUUGGAUUUCUCAUCGGAUGUGAAUACCAUGUUUGCUGAUCUCUUCACUUCGAACAAUGGCAGCAACACCCAGGCCCAGACGGAGCCAACACCUUCGCCUUCAACCAUACCAUCGCUGUCUUUGGUCAGGACAUAUGGCAGCGAACACGACAUAUUGAAUGCAUACUACGACUUCGUUCACCAUUACUUUCCCAUACUUCCACCACGAGUCGCUCCACGCUGUCCAGAUCGGCCAAUCGAUUCCGCUGGUCACUAUUCGUCGUCUCCUUCUGAAGAGCCUUUACUAGCAUACAGACCACGGUCUCCCCUCAGUCUUGCAAUUUCCGCCAUAUUGGCCCUGGUACCGCAUCCGGACGAUCCUGAGCCCUUGUCUCCAAUUUCUGUGCUACGACGUAGAACUUAUGCUCAUACCUUUGCGCAACUAGCUACUGCGAGUGUUGAGGAUGAUUGCGAAUUACAAGCUUCGUCGACAGAUCCGUCCCAGGCAUUGUCGAACAAUCGACCCAUGAUCGAUCGGGAGCCCUUUCAUCCACGAACACCUGUGGAACUCGAAAGCCUUCUUGCGUUGCUGAUCCUCUGCGUGUAUGAAUAUACACAGCGAGGAAAUCUGCUCAAAAUGAGGUAUCGGGCCGGCCAAGCCUUGGCGAUCGCGCUGGAUAUGUCUCUUCAGUCGCUCGGGGAGGAGCAUGAUGAGUGCGCAGAGGCUCGGCGGAGGGCCUGGUGGAUGACGGUACGGUCAUUGAUUAGGGUUCAAUUGUCAGCACAACGUUCGUUACACCUUAUCCUCGUUUCUCUGCAGAUCCAGAGGCAAGUCUUCCGCUCCGGCUUCAGCGCUUCCAUGAUGAUCUUCAAGCAAAUCACACCACAAGCAAAAAGCACCAUUCUGACCGGUUUCCAGGGAUGGGCUGUUCUGAUGCAAGCCCAGCAAGUGUUGGCCUCCGCAACUCAAUUCGUCAUUGACUUAAACAAAUGCAUGUCGACUGGCGCCAACAUGCCUUACAUACACGAAAGGAUGCAGCAACUCGACGCCUGGGCUAGCUCCGCAAUAGCGCAAUCAAAUCUCCUUCCAAUGGUUCCUCAAUCUAUGGGCUGUGGUGACGAAGUGGAGUAUACAACCGCCCAUAGCAUACGCGCUAUCGCGCGAAUCAAGCUCUUUAGUGCCCAAAUCAAGGUACACCGAUUCAGGGCGUUCUCGGAUAUUCCAAUCUUCAUCAGGAAGCAUUGCGACCUGACCGCAGCCAAUCCCAACAACAUGACAUCGGGUGAUUCGGCGUCCAAGAUGUCCAAAGAACAAGACGGUAUGGCGAACAUCUCGUGUUGCAGCAGCAAUCUGGACUCCUUCCCGCCGCCGCCGUCUACAUCGAGCGAUUGCACAACUUCAGCCUCUUCCGCCGGCUCUGCAACAUCCGACUAUCACUCCGUGGUACAAUUCUCAUUUGCCAGUGGCUUCCCAUACAGCAGCCAGCACUCCGCCAAAGUCUGUCUGAAAGCGGCUCUUACGAUCUCACGCAUGUUCCCGAGCCUGCCCCUGCCACAGCCGCUCUACGUGUCGAGCGGCAGUAACACGCCCAACCAGGGACUGCCCUUAUCGCCACAAAAGCAGCUACCGCGGACAAUGCCAUCGUUCGCAUGCUGCCUGAUGCAAGGAAGCUACGCCUUGUUGAUGAUAUUCUACAAAGCGACAGUGGAGAAACAAAUGUCGCCAGAUUACGGGAAUGAAUCCACAAACAGUGCUUCUGAUCGACUGAUCGAGGAAAUCCGUCAAGGCUUGGAGCGUGUCAUUGAAACCGUUAAGAAUUAUGCGAUUGCUUUUGAGGCGUUGGAUGGCAUGAGAGACGAAAUCGAAGGUGCAUAUCACACGGCGUUCCCUCCGGUAUAA
Aspergillus thermomutatus is the source of this 2265-nucleotide messenger RNA. RefSeq lists its product as uncharacterized. The record is from RefSeq and is a predicted model, not a curated record. The coding region runs from base 1 to 2265 and encodes 754 amino acids. NCBI's taxonomy places the organism in Eukaryota, Fungi, Ascomycota, Eurotiomycetes, Eurotiales, Aspergillaceae. Gene Ontology annotation, molecular function: DNA-binding transcription factor activity, RNA polymerase II-specific; zinc ion binding. Gene Ontology annotation, biological process: regulation of DNA-templated transcription. The transcript is spliced from 9 exons.